CUGGGUCCAGUCCCCAAGGUCAGAGUAUUCGGGCUCUGGGCCCGGCGCGGAACCGCUCGGCCACCCCGGCAGCUCGGAAGCGGCAGCCCAGCGGGCCAGGCGGCCGGCGGCGCGUGGGCCCAGUGCGGGCGGCGCGGAGGUAGGGAGGGGGCGCCGGCGGGCGGCGGCGCGUGGUGAGCCCGCCCGGUCGGCCCUCCCCCGGGCGGGGCCAGCCCACACGGCGCUGACUCAGCAACGCGAGGGGGAGUUUUGUCCCUCCGCGGACCCCGUUUCCCCGGGCCUCAGCCCUCCGCCGCCACCGAGCCGGUUCCCCCUUUCCGGCGCUCGGGCUGCGAGCGGCAGGUCCGGCAUCUGAGGCAGCGAGCUGCGGUGUAACCCCGGUGCUCCCCACUGAGAACCCCGAAACUACCGUUCCCCAGCCGGGCGGUGUGGCCACCAUGAACAACGCGGGACUGAAUUCGGAGAAGGUAGCUGCUCUGAUUCAGAAACUGAAUUCCGACCCUCAGUUCGUACUUGCCCAGAAUGUCGGGACCACCCACGACCUGCUGGACAUCUGCUUGAAGAGGGCCACGGUACAGGGUGCUCAGCAUGUGUUCCAGCACGCUGUGACUCAGGAAGGCAAGCCAGUCACCAACCAGAAGAGCUCAGGGCGAUGCUGGAUCUUUUCUUGUCUGAAUGUUAUGAGACUUCCAUUCAUGAAAAAAUUAAAUAUUGAAGAAUUUGAGUUUAGUCAAUCUUAUCUCUUUUUCUGGGACAAGGUUGAACGUUGUUAUUUCUUCUUAAAUGCUUUUGUGGACACAGCCCAGAAAAAGGAGCCUGAGGAUGGUAGGCUGGUGCAGUAUUUGCUUAUGAAUCCUGCAAAUGAUGGUGGACAAUGGGAUAUGCUUGUCAAUAUUGUUGAAAAAUAUGGUGUCGUCCCUAAGAAGUGCUUCCCUGAAUCUUAUACGACAGAGGCAACCAGAAGGAUGAAUGAUAUUCUGAAUCACAAGUUGAGAGAAUUCUGUAUACGACUACGGAACCUGGUACACAGUGGAGCGACCAAAGGAGAAAUCUCAGCCACACAAGAUGUCAUGAUGGAGGAGAUAUUCCGAGUGGUGUGCAUUUGUUUGGGUAAUCCACCAGAGACAUUCACCUGGGAGUAUCGAGACAAAGAUAAAAAUUAUCAGAAGAUUGGCCCCAUAACACCGUUGGAGUUUUACAGGGAACAUGUCAAGCCACUCUUCAAUAUGGAAAAUAAGAUUUGUUUAGUGAAUGACCCUCGGCCACAGCACAAGUACAACAGAGUUUACACAGUGGACUACUUAAGCAAUAUGGUUGGCGGGAGAAAAACUCUAUAUAACAACCAGCCCAUUGACUUCUUGAAAAAGAUGGUCGCCGCCUCCAUCAAGGAUGGAGAGGCUGUGUGGUUUGGCUGUGAUGUUGGAAAACACUUCAGUGGCAAGCUAGGCCUCAGUGACAUGAAUGUCUAUGAUCAUGAGUUAGUGUUUGGUGUCUCCUUGAAGAACAUGAAUAAAGCUGAGAGGUUGACUUUUGGUGAGUCACUUAUGACCCACGCCAUGACCUUCACUGCUGUCUCAGAGAAGGAUGAUCAGGAUGGUACAUUUGUGAAAUGGAGAGUGGAGAAUUCAUGGGGUGAAGAUCACGGCCACAAAGGUUACCUGUGCAUGACAGAUGAGUGGUUCUCUGAGUAUGUCUACGAAGUGGUGGUGGACAGGAAGCACGUCCCUGAAGAGGUGCUAGCUGUGUUAGAGCAGGAGCCCAUUGUCCUGCCGGCCUGGGACCCCAUGGGGGCCUUGGCCGACUGAUGCUGCCUCCAGCUCUUUCCUCCGGGACCUGAAGUAUCUGCAAAGGACAGAUCCAAGGACUGAAGCCAAAGUUACCGGGUUCCCAAGGACACAGCCAGACUCUUGGAUUUCUCCUCCAGGAACCUCUUUGGAGAAGUGCUUUAUGAUGAAACAAAAUAUUCUUAAAGGGAAAGAUCAGGUCACACUAUGUACUCUCCUCAUUUCCAACAGCUCAGGAUCUCUUAGCAUUUUAAUCAGAUGUCACUGUUUGUCCUAACUCUGUCAAAAAGGUCUGGCUUAGUGUCUUUGAAUAAGACAGGAGAGGAUGAGCAACUGAAUAAUAUGGAGAGAAAAUGGACCUGAUGCUCCUUGUUUCUAGCGUAGAGUUGGGGGAGGGUUAUCCUAAGAUUUGAGCUUUCAAACUGCAUGCUGCCUGACAGUAUCACUGUCCUUCCUAGAUGGCAGUCAACUGAAUUCAGUUUUUUUCAAGGUAAUUGUACGUGCCUCUAAUAGCCCAGGAAUGGGAGGUUGAUCAAGUCUGACAUGAUUCCUUCCUGUUGUUUGGAACUGUGGGAGAGCACAGCUCUACUUGAGUGAGGGGUAAGUAGAGGCUUAGAGAAAGAUGAGUGUGAGAACAACCAAAACCUUAUCAUGAUCUGAAUUAUAAUCCUUAGGGGGAGCUCUAGCCAAAUGGUUUAACUUCUGCCUCUGGAAUUGGGAGUUGGGUGGGCAGGAAAAGGUGAUACCAUUCUUUCUGACAACUAGAUGGUGCUGAGAAGCUUUUGAAUAAAACACUUUGCUAAA
Neomonachus schauinslandi (Hawaiian monk seal) is the source of this 2588-nucleotide messenger RNA. RefSeq names its product bleomycin hydrolase (gene BLMH). NCBI's taxonomy places the organism in Eukaryota, Metazoa, Chordata, Mammalia, Carnivora, Phocidae. Gene Ontology annotation, cellular component: cytoplasm. Gene Ontology annotation, molecular function: cysteine-type aminopeptidase activity. Bases 438 to 1805 code for a protein of 455 amino acids. The record is from RefSeq and is a predicted model, not a curated record. Gene Ontology annotation, biological process: response to toxic substance; proteolysis; L-homocysteine catabolic process. The transcript has 12 exons.